Zymoseptoria tritici IPO323 is the source of this 1560-nucleotide messenger RNA. RefSeq lists its product as uncharacterized. NCBI's taxonomy places the organism in Eukaryota, Fungi, Ascomycota, Dothideomycetes, Mycosphaerellales, Mycosphaerellaceae. Gene Ontology annotation, cellular component: membrane. Gene Ontology annotation, biological process: lipid metabolic process. Gene Ontology annotation, molecular function: oxidoreductase activity, acting on paired donors, with oxidation of a pair of donors resulting in the reduction of molecular oxygen to two molecules of water. The record is from RefSeq and is a predicted model, not a curated record. The coding region runs from base 7 to 1560 and encodes 517 amino acids. The transcript is spliced from 4 exons.
UUCACCAUGGCCGAACGACGCAUAUUCUCCCGUCGAGAGAUCGAAGGCCUCAUCGCCAAUGGCGAAACUCUCGUCAUCUAUCAGAACGAUGUCCUCCGCCUCAACGCAUGGCAGCAGAUUCACCCCGGUGGUCGGCUGGUCAUUCAGCACAUGGUUGGCAGAGACGCAACAGAUGAGCUCAGCAUAUCCCACUCCAUACCGACCCUCAAGCGCAUGAGCAAGUUCCGCAUCGGCCGAGUCGAAGGUGAUUGGGAGAACUUUGUGCCGCCGAUCCAAGGCGGAGAGUUCAGGAAAUGCGCAGACAAGGAAUCGAAAGAAUCGUAUGCAACGACCAAGGGCUCGGAGAUAUUGAGUGAGGCAUCGAUGGUGGACAUGACGCCUGGGACCUACACAACGAAUGAGAUCGAGAAGGAGAUUGCGGCCGAUGUUGCCAAAUACCCCUCGCUGGAUGCCGCGACACAACGCAAUAUCACUCUCAGGUUCCGCGCACUUCACCAGCGUGUGCUCGAUGAGGGAUACUACGACUGUCGUUACAUCGAGUAUGGCAAGGAGAUGGCGCGGUAUUGCACAUUGUUUGCGCUCUUCAUCUUCUUCCUGAAGAUGGAGUACUACACCGUCUCCGCUUGCUUCUUGGGUCUCUGGUGGCACCAAAUCAUGUUCACCGCCCACGAUGCAGGCCACCGCGGUAUCACACACAACUUUGUGGUCGACUCCUUGAUUGGAAUCUUCAUUGGCAACUUCUGCUCCGGUCUAUCGAUCGGUUGGUGGAAGUCAUCGCACAAUGUCCAUCAUUUCGUGACCAACGAUCCAGUUCACGACCCGGACAUCCAAAACGUGCCCCUCUUUUCCACCUCACCCGCCUUCUUCACCUCGAUCAAAUCCUCCUACUACAACCGCUUUCCCUUCAUCUGGGACGCCGCCGCCGACUUCGCUGUCCAAUACCAAAAGUACACCUACUAUCCCAUCAUGGCCGUCGCGCGCUUCAACCUCUACUUCCUCUCCUGGACUCACCUCAUCUCCCGACGCACCAUCACGAAAGGCAGCGCAGCCUGGACCCGCCCGACCGAAAUCGCCGCCAUUUGCUGCUACAUCACCCUCUACUUCUACGUGCUGCUCUACCGCAAUAUCCCAACUUGGUGGUACCGCGCCGUGUUCCUGCUCGUCAGCCACCUCAUCACCAUGCCGCUGCACGUGCAGAUCACCCUUUCGCACUGGGGAACCAGCACCUCCGACCUGGGACCAAGUGAAGCGUUCGCUCAACGCCAGUUGCGGACGACGAUGGAUGUCGCCUGUCCGGAGUGGUUGGACUUCAUCCACGGCGGACUACAAUUCCAAGCCGUGCACCACCUCUUCCCGCGCGUUCCACGUCACAACCUCCGCAGACUACAAGCGCUCGUAAAAGACUUCUGCGAGGAGACGAAGAUUGAAUACCUGAUUCUGGGAUUCCUGGACGGCAACAAAGAUGUGUUGAGCAAAUUACAGCAGGUCACGGAUCAGGCGAAGAUGAUGCUGGCUUGUCAGAACCACAUGGCCAAGACGGGCGAGUCUGGACUUCACUAG